UUUGGAUGAGGAAAGUCAAAGAGUAAACACGAAGACUGGCGCGUCGUGGAGAUUUGCCGCGUGGAAGGACGCGCAACGCCGUUGUGUUUACGCGCAAAGUUUGGAUGCAAAGUUUGGAGUCGGGCGUGUAUCCCGCAGGGAUUGGUUUAUUUAUUUCAACUUCAUCGUAAAAGAGUUCCAAACCUGAAAUGACCAUGUGGCCUCAUCUCGUGCUCCUCCUCCUCUCCUCCAGUCUGGUUUUUUCUUUCGAGUGUCCAGCAGAUUGUACUUGUAGCAACCCGGACUCUAUAUUUUGCACCAGUCGACGGUCCAAAACCGUACCCCGGGUCCCGUCCAGCACCACAAACCUGUACAUCUUCCACAACGGCAUCAAUACUUUGAGCCAAAACGACUUUGUGGGUCUCGGAGACUUGGAUAUGCUAGAUCUGAGCCAGAAUGAGCUGGGAGAGAUUCCGGAUGGUGUAUUUAAGAUGUUGUCCAAGCUGAAGAACUUGGACCUGUCCUCGAACCUCAUUACUCACAUUUCCAAAGAGAGCUUUUCUGGCUUGGUCCAGCUGGAGCGACUGUAUCUCCACCAAAACCAAAUCCAGAGCAUCCAGAGAGAAGCUUUUGAAGGUUUAGAAAUGCUACUGGAACUCAAGCUCCGAGGGAACAAACUCACAUCCUUGCCGUCUCUUGAUUUACCCAGGCUUCUGCUUCUAGACCUGAGUUCCAACAGCAUCCCAACCUUGCAUGUCUCGGACCUUCACACACCCCACUUAGAAUCCCUUAGAAUGGCUUCCAUUGGGCUUCUCCAUCUAGAUGAAGAUCUCGUAGUCUCCCUGGGGAACCUCCACGAGCUCGACAUCUCCCUGAACCUAUUAACGGAGGUUCCCCAGGCCCUAAAGAUGGACUCCCUGAAGGGCUUGAUCAAGCUCAACCUGGCCGCCAAUCCAUUGAGUGAGCUAAGAACCGAAGACUUUCAGAAACUCACCGGGCUCCAGGAAUUAGAUCUCAGUGGUCUAAAUCUUCAGGGAUUUCCCCUAGACUUUUUCCAGUCUUUCCCCAGACUUGUAAGUCUGGCAGCGGCUGAAAAUCCAUUCAAUUGUUUGUGUCCCCUGGCUUCCUUUGUAGUAUGGCUGAAAGAGAAGAAUAUCAAUUUGGAGAGACUUCGGGAGACCAGAUGCCACUUUCCUCUAGCUAAUGCUGGGAAGAUGCUAUCAGUAUUGGACCACACAGAAUUUGGUUGUACACCAACGACAACAACUUUGCUGCCCAUGUUGAGUACUCCGGCACCACAGGAUCCUACCACAUCCCAAGAAACGACCCACACCAAUGCAAUUCCUCCCCCGCCCCCAAGCGAACAAACCCUGGACUCAAAAACAGACCCGCUUCCAUCGCAACUCCCUGCCCCCACCGUCGGGGAAUACGACCAACACAUCUGCCCACCAAACAUCUGUCUCAAUGGUGGCACUUGCAGUUUUGACCCAAUAGGGCAACUGGGAUGCCUGUGUCCUUCGGGAACAUCUGGACUCUAUUGUGAAAAUGUCCACGAUGUAACGGAAGCACCGAAACCUCGGCUAACGGAAGUGUCUGUUGAGGCUUCCACAGUUCUUGAGGAUGUCAUCAGCUCCCGUCAGGUGACCUCCACCGCCAUCCUUCUUGAUCUGCACCUCUUCAUCAAGACACGGCCAAAUAUUCGCGGAAUCAGGCUGACCUACCGCAAUCUCUCGGGCCCCGACCGCCGCCCCAUUAUUUUGAGCGUGCCGGCAACCUACCCCGAGUACACUCUCCGUGGACUGAGACCCAACUGCACCUACUCGGUCUGUGCAAGUCCUCUCGGGGAGAGAAUAACCACAAGGGCCAACAGUUCAGCUGAGACCGGGUCAUGUACAGAAGCUCGGACUGCGGGGGUUCCUUUGACAUCCCUAGAACCCCGAGCGGAGACUCAAAACUCACUCACUUAUACUCUCAUUCCCGCAUUAGCUGCUCUGGCGCUGGUGCUGGGCUUGGCAUUUCUGGUUGGUCUGAUUAUCUGUCUAAGGAUAAAGAAGCACAAUAAAGCGGGAAUGGAACUGGAGCUGGGUCCUGCCGAUCUGGACGAUUCAUCGGAAGUGGAAGGCAUCAAGGCAUGUCCGGAAAAUCGGGGAAACAAUCCAGUGGCCCACAAACAGACAGCGAUCGAUCACUGUGGCGCUCGACAACCGCACGCAACAACAAAAAUGCAACAAAAUGGCCACUUUGAUUAUCAGGUACCGUUGAUGCAAGAACAUUCCAGCUCAAAUAACAAUCGCUCAUCCUUAAAGCCAUCUUAUUUCUAAGAUACGAUAAUAUGUGAACACUUUUUGGAGUACUUCAAGCAUUCUAAACUUUUCUUCCGGCUGACUGGAACGGCCGUUGAGAGAAUGAACAUGAACGAUUACAGGCUGAGGUUUGUUGGUGAGGGGUGAAAAAAACAACAACUAAGAAACCAAGCAAGUGAUUAAACAAAGUGCAAUUGACAAGAAAAGAUCUUGUUGCAGAAAAUGUGCUAUUAUAUUUUGAACAUGGACACAACCAUUGACAAUGGUUUGUUUCUUGUUCGAGAAAUCUAUUGCUGGAUUUAGAGGUGAAACUGGAGAAAAAUGCAGCAUUUGCAUUUGAUCUAAACCGGAACUGAAGAUUUUUUUUUUUUCUUUCUGUUAUCAUCAUGCAAUAUGACCAACUUCAAAUGUUGUCACCAGACUCGCUCCAUGACAAAUGUAAAGUCUUUGCAAUGGAUUCUGAGAUAAUUUUUUACUGAAGAAUGGGACUCAGGUAGCUGACAAUCCCUUUUUUUUUUUUUGUACUUGUAUAGACUAAGUGCUAGUAGUUUUGUUGACAUUAUAACAGCCCAAAAUGUUUGAUUCAGAGACUCAUCAUUCAUUUUACCCCUUUUUUUUUUUUUUUUUGUUACCGACUGAUGCCCACUCAGAAACCGAAAGACCGUAUGUAAAUUUUCAUCUAAAGAGAGAAAUCUGAAUUAGUUAAAGUGUAAAUGGUUUACAAAAGUGUACCUUUGAUUCAGCAGGCAUGCAGAUGUU
Syngnathus acus (greater pipefish) is the source of this 3041-nucleotide messenger RNA. RefSeq names its product vasorin a (gene vasna). Lineage: Eukaryota; Metazoa; Chordata; Actinopteri; Syngnathiformes; Syngnathidae. Gene Ontology annotation, molecular function: protein binding. The record is from RefSeq and is a predicted model, not a curated record. The transcript is spliced from 2 exons. Bases 189 to 2300 code for a protein of 703 amino acids.